Molecule: messenger RNA, 1715 nt
Organism: Dendroctonus ponderosae (mountain pine beetle)
Lineage: Eukaryota; Metazoa; Arthropoda; Insecta; Coleoptera; Curculionidae
Exons: 3
Coding region: 474-1052 (192 amino acids)
Source: RefSeq, a predicted model, not a curated record
UUUAGUCAUCGGAUCUCCACGAAAAUCUUAACACUCAAAUCGCACGAAUUGCGGUUAAAGUAAAAAGCAAAACUACAUAUGAAGGUAAUAAUUAUUGCGCAACAAAUGGUAAUUAUUGGCCAAGAUUAUUUAAUGAAAAUCACCGAUGUGCCAAAGUUCCUUUUGAAGUUCUCCUAAUCAUCGUCCUCAACAGUUAGGAAUUAACGCAAGAUCCUAGAAGAUAAUGUGAUAAACUAUCUCACCAUUCGCUAAUUGAAACCGGUAAGAUAAGAUGCCAUCACAGGUAAAACACAAAUAAUAAGCGAUUCGCCUUAACAAGCUCUUAUUCGUUGAAACUCGCGCUUGCAAACAGUUUUGAUACCCGCAAAUCGUAUAUAGUAUCGACCUACUCACCUCGUGUGGUACAUCGGGAGUAGAAACGCUAAUUUACCCCGUUUUUGCUCAAUUUUUAUUUUUUUUUGCAAUUCGCGAGCAUGGCCAUUGAUUUAGUCAAGCCCAAAUGUUUCGUUUUUGUGCUGUUCCUUCGAUUUGCGGACCUCCAUGCGUAUAAUGCUCAAUAUACAGAUUCGGAUGAUGCCGACUUAUACGGAAAAUCAAUCACGAUCGACGAAUAUAUUCAGGAUACCACCAAAGCUGAACCGCUUCCAGCGGAAAGAACCCUUGAAACUGGUGCAGUGAUUUGGUACAUUGCAUCCUUUGGCGGUCUGGUUCUGUUCUUCUUUAUCGUGUCCUGUAGCGAAUGGUGCUGUAGAAGAAACGCCCGAAGAAACUGCCAGAGGAACAGCAAUCCUCAAACCGUGCAAGUGAUUGUUGAUACUCCGCCUUCGUAUGAUCAUUUUGCGCCUCCAGCCUAUGAAGAUUUGUGGGUGGGCAGCAGCCAGAGUACCAGAGGAGAAAAGAACGAAUAUGAUAUUUACGUUGUGCCAGUGCAUGCCUUAGGCACUCUUCUGGUCCAACAGACAGAAGAAGCUCCUCCUUCAUACCAAAGUGCCAAUGCAAGUGUUCAGCACAGCGCCGUGUCUUCGAGUCAUCCAGUUAGUAGAGUAACGUGAUAAUUCGGCCAAAUAAACAGUUUGUUGGGAAUUGCAAAAAACGAGGGGGGACGAAUUAUUUAACCUGCGAUUUUGGUUAAAACACACGACGGAAAGUGAUGACAAUAUUGGAAAAAUUGGCUCUCAAAUCAGAGUUUUACAUAAUCCAGAUAACCGGGUGGUAAACAUUGGAGAAAAACAAUUUAUGCUUUCAAAGACCUGCCAAGUUUCAAGCCGUAAACACACAAAAAAAUUGAAAACAGUGUGGAAUUUUUGAUUAAUCCAACUAAGCUUUGAGCAAAUAUGUCGAGAUAAAGUUUCAUAUCUUAACGUGCGUUAACUAAAGGUGUUAUAGGAAAAUAAAGCCAGGCCAACUAAAAACAAGAUUUUGCUUUAUCAUUUCAUUCAUACCAAUGUUGAUAUUGCUGUUUCAGAAUUGAUUCUCAUGGGUUUUGUGAGUGUAAUUUUCUAUUUUUUCGACGAUACUGCAGCGCCUGAAUUGAGGCAAUUUCUCUAUAAAAACAUCAAAAAACAGUUGUGAAGUGAAUUGUACCUGUUUGUAUAUAAAAUAAGCCCAAUUAUUUAUUAACUCCAUCACGACCUUACGAAUUUUUACUUUUAUAAAUUUAGGCAUCGGGCCUAAAAAUGUGAUAUUAUAUAUGAAAUAUAUUUUUUAAGUAUAAA